Messenger RNA from Mytilus californianus (California mussel), 4401 nucleotides. Its product is annotated as integrator complex subunit 6-like. NCBI's taxonomy places the organism in Eukaryota, Metazoa, Mollusca, Bivalvia, Mytilida, Mytilidae. The record is from RefSeq and is a predicted model, not a curated record. The coding region runs from base 151 to 2844 and encodes 897 amino acids. The transcript is spliced from 20 exons. Gene Ontology annotation, biological process: snRNA 3'-end processing. Gene Ontology annotation, cellular component: integrator complex.
GUGACUAAUUUCGUGGCGUACUGGCUGCUUUCAUAGCAGCUCAGUGUUGUGCGCCAUAGUGUGAGGAACGGACGCGUAUAGCGGCCGUUAGGUUGCUAACCCAUUUAGCAACAUUAUCUCUGGUCGUUUCUAUGAUAUAAAAUCUUUGAAAUGACCAUCAUACUAUUUCUUGUCGAUACGAGUUCGUCGAUGAAUCAAAGAACUUAUUUGGGGACUUCAUUGAUUGACAUUGCUAAAGCUUCCGUUGAGACAUUUAUGAAGAUCAGAUCCCGAGACAUGAACAGCAGAUGGGAUCGCUACAUGCUCCUCACAUUUGAAGACCCGCCUGCAAAUAUCAAGGCUGGUUGGAAGGAAAGUCAUGCCACAUUUAUUACUGAGUUGAAGAAUUUAAAAGCUGGAGGCCUGACCAGUAUGGGGCCAUCACUGAAACAUGGAUUUGACUUGUUAAAUGUCAAUAGAAUGCAAUCUGGAAUCGAUACGUAUGGACAGGGAAGAUGUCCAUAUUAUUUAGAGCCUGCAGUGAUUAUAACAAUAACAGAUGGAGGAAAACUGACCACAAACGGGGGUGUGCAAUAUGAGUUAAAUUUACCCAUGAACACAGUAGUUCCAGGAUCAGAACUUACCAAAGAACCUUUCAGAUGGGAUCAGAGAAUAUUUGGUCUGGUACUAAAAUUACCAGGGAACUUUCCAGUAGAAGCUCCUUAUGUAAACCAGUUUAUUCCAUCGGCUGAUAACCAUCCACUAGAUGCAAUGUGUGAAGUUACAGGAGGUCGUUCCUAUGCAAUAUAUACUCAGAAGAUGCUUCAUGCUUCACUUGAAAGUUUAGUUCAGAAAGUUCAAACCGGUGUUGUAAUUAAUUUUGAAAAGAUUGGUCCUGACCCAGCUCCAAUGACUGAAGGUAAAAUGGAAAUUGAAAAUGAAACAAAAGAAAACCAAGACAUCAACAGACCAAUUGUAAUUGUUGAUGAUGAUGUUCAGAAGAUAGUCCAACAGCAAAAUCCUCAACAACCACCACUAUUAAACAAUACAUCAUGGCAUAACUGUCGACGACUGAUAUAUGUACCCAGAUCUGCACAGAAAGGAUAUUCAGUUGGCCAUUGGCCAAUACCUGAGGCUUUCUGGCCUGAUCUACAGUGUUCUGCUUUACCUUCAAGAACAGCUCAACCUGUAGUCAAGUUUAACUGUACCCCUUGUGAACCAAUGGUUAUAGAAAAUUUACCUUUUGAUAAAUAUGAACUUGAACCUUCACCUUUGACACAGUUUAUAUUAGAAAGACGGAUGCCAAAUGUUUGUUGGCAGGUUUACAUCAGCAAUAGUGCCAAAUAUAGUGACACAGGUCAUCCUUUUGGUUACCUGAAAGCCAGCAGUGCUCUGACCUGUGUUAACCUGUUUGUAAUGCCAUAUAAUUAUCCUGUAUUAUUGCCCUUGUUAGAUGAACUUUUUAAAGUGCAUAAAGGAAAACCUUCACCUAAGUGGAGACAGCAGUUUGACAACUACCUCAAAACUAUGCCAUGCUAUUAUGCAGGGUCUUUACGAAGGGCGUUGACACGAAUGGGAGCUCCUAACUUGGUACCAGACAAUAUGGACAACAGUCUCAGUUACAGUGUUAUAACUUACCUCAAGAAGUUAAAAAAUCAAGCAAAAAUGGAAAUGGACAGAUUGAUUGCAGGCAUUGGUCAAAAAGUGCAGAUUAAUGAAGGAAUCAAAGUAGAGCCAAGAACAAAAACAUCUGUGUUACAAAGAAAAGAUUUCAACCAGUUGUUACAGAACUUUGGUGACAAUAUGCAGUGUUUAAAACAAGAAUUAACAGAAUACAAUACAUUUACAAUUGGUAUUCCUGACAAAGAUAUCAAACCACAGAUGUAUAGAAAUCCAUAUGACAUCCCAAGAAGUACUUUAUUAGAUCAAAUAGCCAGAAUGAGAACAAAUUAUUUACAGAAAUCCUCCAGUACAACCAAAUUAGUAGAUGAAGAUCAAGCACAUAGUAUACCUGUACAACAAAUGGGUAAUUACCAGGAUUAUCUGAAGAAACAACCGCCUCCAUUACGAGAACUUGAAAAUGCACCGGCGCGUCUUCAUACAUUUGGAAAUCCAUUUAAAGUCAAAGAAAAUUUCAAAAUGGUUGAUGAAGCUGAUGAGGCAAAUUUUGGUCAGCAAACACCAACCAGAAAAAGGCAGCAUGAAUCUCCACCUUCUUCCCCUGGUCCUCGGAAGAGAAAACCAGGUCCUCUACCAAGAGAUUUUAAAUUACAACGUUCCCCUUCACUUUCAUCAUUAGACACCCCACCUACAUCACCCAUGUCCAUAGCAUCAGAUACUUCAUCAGAAACUAGCAGUCAUGUGACCAUUGAAGAUUUGUACAGUGAUACUGAAGAUGAAGAUAGGUUGUUAAUUGUGGAAGAAUCAGAAAAAGAAGAGAAAAAUGUUAAAAAUGUGACAGUUAAUAAUAUUGAUCAUUCGACAAACAAUUUAGAAAACGGUAAUAUAAUAGAACCUGUAAAUCAUAAUAAUAACGAUGUGACAGUUUCUCCGAGAGUUAAAUCCAUGCAUAAUGAUAAAAAGGAAUCGUUAAUGUGGAUGCAUAAUACGCAACUUCGACAUGAUCUCUAUAAGGAAAUUAAAAAGCCAGGAAGAAAUUAUGAUAAUAUAUUUACCCAACUCAGUACUGUGCAGGGGCCAUCAGAAGUCAAAUGUGCUUUCCUCAAAGAGAUUAUUCAUGAAGCUGGACGUUUUAAAAAGAAAGUGCUUAUCAGAAUGCUUGAACAGUUUGAAAAUUCUUUAUUGCAAUCGGACUCUAAAAGAAGAAAUGGGACAUUUAUUAAUAAUUCUUAUUCACCUAGGUAACAGAAAGUGAUAUUUUAUUGUGAUUUUAAAAUGGCAGUGUCUUUCAUGUAUGGUUUGUCAUACAGAAUUUUAAAUCAGUGCUAAUUUUAUUACAAAACAGUCCCUUUCUUUUUCGUUCCUAUUGUUUCUUCUCUUUAUACACUAGAGUCUCUGAAGUCAAGUACCAAAAUAAAAACCACAAUUUGGUAGAAAUCCACACAAUGUCAUUGCAUUGGCUGUGCUUGUUAUUAUUUCUUUUUUUUCUCAAUGAGAGAUUGUCUAAAUAAUAGGUCAAUGGCCCAUGACCCAGCUCUUGCCACUUUUUGUUGCUCAUGAUCAUAAUGCUCUCUCAAUGUCCCCACCUUUCAGUCAUGAUCAAAACCAUAAACAAGUCCAAGUAACAAUUCUUGCCACAUCAGUUUUACUAUAGAAACACUUCUAUUUUUCUUUUAAGCAUAUUUCUGUUAUUGUCUAAAUGGCAUUGGCCAUUUUGAUUUAUUUUGAAAACAGUUGUGACAGUAAGUGGCCUCUAUAUCAAUAUCAACUUUUAUCAUUGGAAAGCAAAUUCAUUUCCGUAGUUGAAAUAAAAUUUUACACAGCUAAGUGAAGAAAAUUGGUUCCUUUGUGGAAUUUGAAAACAUAGAGAUUACGUCACAUGAGUCCUGAACAGCUUUCUUGUAAAGCUUGAAAGUUUUGGUUUAAAAAAAAUAAAAAUUGGAGAUAGUGUUUACAUACUGCUUUUGAUUGGUUUCAUUUGUUGAUACAUCUGUUCCAUGUGUUUAACUGUUAAAAAGGUUAUAUUUUUCACUUUAUUAAACACACAAAUGUGUAAUAUUAAAUAUUUUAAUGGAAUGAAUGUACCUGAAUGUGCCAGGGUUAGUAAGUGUGAACAUGCAAACACUGACAACCAAUAGGAUGCUUAACUGAAUAAGAACGAUCAAAAUUUACAUGAAAUAGACUCAAAAUUCAUGUGUUGAUGACAGUUUACAAGAGGGAUUAUUUAGUCCUUGCUGAAAAAAAUGUGUAAAACUAGUAUGAAAUUGAAAAUAUUGCAAUGAACAAAAUUACUGUUCUAUUCAAAGAAAAUUAUAAUGCAAAAUAAGUCAUCUGCAAAUAAAUAUAUAUGGGAGAGACAUAGGUAUAUAAUUUUAUGUAAUGGAGAUAUUGCAUGAAACAUUCAAAUUUUAACCUAAAUUUUUUUAGGGCUAUUCCAUUAAAAUGUAUGUGGGAGGGUAGGAAGGGACUUUCAAAAUAUCCCUACAACCAAGAACCAUUUUUUAGAUGAUUUUGCAUAAUAGUAAUAGACGCAUACUGCAAAAAGACCCAUGACCCACAUUCAAUAAUUAAACUUCCCUUCCUACCCUCCCACAUACAUUACAUUUUAAUGGAAUAGCCCUUAUGAUGAUCUUGUUAUUUACUAUCACAUGACUUCAACAACAUACUCUGGAUUAAUUUUGAUUGGUUGGUUACUUAUUUUAAACCUGGUAUUCAAAUGUUCAAUGACAUAAAAUAAAAAAAAAUCCCUAUAGGCUUGUAUGCAGAAUUUUUUAAAUAAAGGAAAUCAAGUAUCCAUGAAAA